AUGGCCAGCUUCACGUCUCUGAAACCUCUCCUUGACGCAAUGUCUCCUGAGGAUUUAAUCUCAGCAGCCGAGUACAUUUCCCACAAACUCGACAAGCAGCUUGCAUCAACACCAAACCCCAGAAACACAUCCGAAGGAGCAACCAACGCAGAGGAAGAGAAAUCACAAACUUCAAUCUCCAAACCCUUCCCACUCUUCGAAUUACCUCGAGAACUUCGAGACAUCAUCCUCUCCUACGCUGUACAAUACCCCUCUCCAACCUCCACCAUCCACGAGCACAAACAAGCAGUCAUCCAUCCACUUCUCCACACAAACCGCCAGUUACGGUCCGAAGCCGCAGAACCUUUCUUCUCCCAGCACAAAUUCGUCUUUCGGGGUGAUGAGCGCUUUGGUCGUCUCUCCCAACUCCUUUCAAUUUCCGGCAAUAUCUGGAACAAAUUUGUGAAGUGUGUCGUUUUGAUCCCAACGGAAAGUCAUGGCCGGAAAAAUCCUUGGAUUAUUUUUGAUGCGGGUUGGUCGGCUGCUCAGACGAGGAAGUGGAAAGCUGAAACGGGGUUGGGGGAUGGGGUGGUCUGGACGGCUAUGAGGAGGGUUGGUUUCGGGAGAGGGGGUACUUAUGAGGUUAUGGGGGAGGUGGCGAUUGAUGAGGGGGAGGCGAGACCUGAGAUUGAGAUUGAUGUUGAGUGA
This is a messenger RNA of Ramularia collo-cygni, 687 nucleotides long. RefSeq lists its product as uncharacterized. The record is from RefSeq and is a predicted model, not a curated record. Bases 1 to 687 code for a protein of 228 amino acids. NCBI's taxonomy places the organism in Eukaryota, Fungi, Ascomycota, Dothideomycetes, Mycosphaerellales, Mycosphaerellaceae. The transcript has a single exon.